Molecule: messenger RNA, 2107 nt
Organism: Linderina pennispora
Lineage: Eukaryota; Fungi; Kickxellomycota; Kickxellomycetes; Kickxellales; Kickxellaceae
Product: P-loop containing nucleoside triphosphate hydrolase protein
Exons: 2
Coding region: 73-2022 (649 amino acids)
Molecular function (GO): ATP hydrolysis activity; ATP binding
Source: RefSeq, a predicted model, not a curated record
CUGUGGGUCGACAAAUAUAGAGCCCAGUCGUUUUUGGACCUCGUCAGCGACGAGCGCGUCAACCGCGCAGUGAUGCAGUGGAUCAAGGAGUGGGACUACUGUGUGUUCGGACGCGACAAUGCCCUGACCACUCGUACCAAUGUCAACACAAAUGGGUUUGGCAGAGCCUUGCCGCCAAAGCCAAAGAGCACAGACAAGUGGAAGCGGCCAGACAAGCGCAUUUUGCUUCUGUCGGGCCCGCCGGGUCUGGGAAAGACGACGCUGGCGCACGUAGUUGCCAAGCAGGCGGGAUACGCUACCAUCGAAAUCAAUGCCAGCGACGACCGCACUGUCAGCAAGGUGCGCGACCGCAUUCUGGGCGUUACGCAGACCCACGCAGUCGGGCUCCACGGGUCCACCAGACCGCAGCUGCUGGUCAUUGACGAGAUUGACGGUGCUGCCCAGGCGCAGUCCAGCCAAGGAGAUUUUAUUUCGACGCUUGUUAGCCUGGCCACUGCCGACGAGUCCUCUGGCGACAAGGCCAAGGCCAAGAAGCAUCCACCAGCCAAGGGCAAAUUCGGGCCGCUGCUUCGCCCAAUCAUCUGUAUCUGCAACAACGUCUAUGCGCCUGUGCUCCGGCCGCUGCGCCAGGUCGCCCAGUGCUACCAGAUACACGCCCCAACCGCAGUGCAAUUGGCGAAGCGGCUCGAGGAGGUGUGCGAGAACGAGGGUAUGGCUGCUGACGCCUGGUCGUUGAUGGCGCUGGCCAAGCAGAACGAGGGCGAUAUUCGCGCGUGCCUCAAUUCGCUGCAGAUGAUCCGCGCGCACUCGUCUGCCCUGGGUGCUGACCAUUUGAGGGGAAACAACAUUGGCAUCAAGGACGUCCAGCGGUCUUUGUUUGCCGUCUGGGAUAUGAUAUUUACUAGGCCCUCGGCUGCCAGCCUUCAGCGCGCUCAGCCAGCCCAGAAAUCAUCGUACAGUGAGAUGCUGCUAGAGGCAGUGCAAUCGGCAGGCGAGAACGAGCGCAUCAUGCAAGGCUGCUUUGAGAACUAUCUGCGCAUGGACUUCCGUGAUCUGACACAUACUAAGGUUGCUUCUCUGUGCACAGACUGGCUCGAGUUCUACGACUUUGUUGACUCUGCCUGUCGCAAGAACCCGUCGGUUGCUGAGCCCUUAUACGGAUACCUGCAUUACCCGAUACUGGCCAUACAUAGGACGUGCAGUACGGCAUUGGGUCUGGCAAGCGGUGAAUUCGAAUACCCGCAUUCCGAGUACGCCGCAUUCCAGGCACGCCAAGUCGCCACAUCUAUUAUCCAGUCACUUGCUGCUGGCUGCACAUCGGUGCGCGCGCGUGCUACAUGUACUAUCAACUCAGUGGCAACAUCCCUACUCGACCCGCUGCUGCACAUCAUCUCACCGACGCUGAUGACUGCCAACAAGCAGCUACUGAAGGGUGGCGAGAAGGACCGGCUGAUGCGGCUACUCGAUGUCAUGAGCUCCUGGCAACUGACAUUUGUACAGAGCAAGGAAACCGACGGCCAAUUUGUAUAUAAGCUGGAGCCGCCGAUCGAUCGUCUGUUUGCGUUCGCCGAUCGCCGACCUGCACGCAACAUCCUGCCCAUGCGGUACCCAGUACGCCAGCUCGUAGCCCAAGAACUCGAGCGCAUGCGCAUGGCGCGCAUAGCAGCAAAGGAGGAGAUGCAGAACGGGAAGAAGGGCGGAUCGGGUGGCGCCAAGGAAGCAGCGAAACGCGAGUAUCUGGACAAGCUGUUCGCUGACCCCCUGGCGAAUGCCAUUCAGGCGCCAAAGAGCAAGGACGUGCCAAUGGACGAGGAUGGUGAGCCGCUCAUCAAGGACUUCUUUGGACGAUUGGUCAAGCGCAAGACUAAGCAGACAGGGCCAAAGGAAGCUACUCCCGGCACGAAUGCCAGUGCCAGUGGCGGCAGGCAUGAGGCAGGAAAAUCAAAGAUGUGGUUCCACUUCUUUGAGGGGUUCUCGAAUGCUGUGCGUAAGCCAACACAGAUGAAAGAGCUGUUUGAAUAAAGCGGCGCUUCUGAACCUCCGAACUGGCAAUAGAAGCUCAGGAAUGUUUCUUACACCCCUCGCCACAAUUGUCAACCAAUACUAG